Monoraphidium neglectum is the source of this 249-nucleotide messenger RNA. RefSeq lists its product as hypothetical. The record is from RefSeq and is a predicted model, not a curated record. Lineage: Eukaryota; Viridiplantae; Chlorophyta; Chlorophyceae; Sphaeropleales; Selenastraceae. The transcript is spliced from 3 exons. Bases 1 to 249 code for a protein of 82 amino acids.
AUGGCGGCCACCGGCGCCGCGCCGGCGCCCCAGUUCUGGAUCCUGCGGUACGACUACGUCUCAGACAUCCUGGACCGCCGCGGGCCACACCGCGAGGCCCACCUGGCGGGCGCCCAGGCCAAGGUGGAUGCCGGGAAGCUGGUGUGCGCGGGCGCCACAGGGUCGCCCCCUGAUGGCGCCGUGUUCCUGUUCAAGGGGAUUAGUCAGGCCGACAUUGAGGACUUUGUUAAGGUCAGGGGUGGGAGAUGA